This is a messenger RNA of Cylindrotheca closterium, 393 nucleotides long. The record is from the annotation of a GenBank genome assembly. NCBI's taxonomy places the organism in Eukaryota, Bacillariophyta, Bacillariophyceae, Bacillariales, Bacillariaceae.
AUGUUCGGUAGUAAGAAAGGAAGUGAUUAUUCUCAAGUUAACCUUGACGACUUUAGCGAUAAUAGUAGCAACGACGGGGAUGAUUUUGUCCGCAGUUCCAUUCGAAACCAGCAGGAGCUCAUGAAAAAACAAGAUGAGGGAUUAGAUAUGCUAUCAGAAUCUGUCGCUCGCUUAGGAGAGCAUGCCAUGGGCAUAUCCGACGAACUGGGCCAGCAAAACCAGAUGUUAGAUGCAAUGGAGACCGAUCUUGACACAGCUAGCGAAGAGCUGGAUCUGGUGACCAGAAAAACAAAUGAACUUAUCCGAAGUGCAGGAGGCAAAAAGAAUUGUAUUCUAAUUGCAUCUCUUUGCCUCGUUGCGUUGGUACUCUUCUUUUUGCUGCUGUACGUGUGA